GGGACCAGAUGGACGACAAGGAGCAGUUUCUGUGUGGGGUGGUGGAAGGUUUUUAUGGGAGGCCUUGGUCUAUGGAUCAGAGAAAGGUUCUCUUCCAAUGGAUGCAAUGCUGGGGGUUGAACACCUACCUCUACGGCCCAAAAGAUGACCUCAAACACAGACUGUUGUGGAGAGAAGUCUAUUCUCCCGAGGAAGAGGGUCGACUGAGAACGCUCAUAGUGGAGGCCAAAUCCAGAGGACUGAGAUUUGUUUACGCCCUCUCGCCUGGUCAGGACAUCGUCUUCUCGUCCGCCUGUGACCUGACGCUACUGAAACGCAAGCUGAGACAAGUAUCCGAUCUGGGCUGCCAGGCCUUCGCCAUUCUCUUCGACGACAUCGAUCACUCCAUGUGUCAGGCUGACAGUGAGGCCUUUUCCUCAUUCGCCCACGCUCAGGUCACUGUAACCAAUGAGAUCUACCGGUUCUUGGGGGAACCGCCCAUCUUUCUGUUUUGCCCUACAGAGUACUGUGGUUCACUGUGUUCUCCCAGUGUAUCCAAGUCUCCAUACCUGCAGACUGUUGGAGAGGACCUGCUGCCCGACAUCACAGUGGUCUGGACAGGCAGUAAGGUCAUCUCGAGGAAGCUGACUGUGGACUGCCUGGCUGAGGUGGAGUGUGUCCUCCAGCGUCCCCCGCUCAUCUGGGACAACCUGCACGCUAACGACUACGACUCCAGGCGUCUCUUCCUGGGGCCGUUUAAGGGCAGAGAGUCGGGGCUAAGGAGCCACCUGAGAGGAUUGUUGCUCAACCCCAAUUGCGAGUUUGAAGCCAACUAUGUCCCUCUGCAUACUUUGGGAAGCUGGUACAGAGCUGGAAACAAGGAGGGGAAAGAUCAAGAGUGUGAAUACUGCCCUGAUAAAGCUCUGUCUGCUGCACUACAUGAUUGGAUGGAAGAACUCAAUCAACCACUGCAAGCAGGUCGGCAGUGCACACAAACAGACCAGCAAUCCUCUGCUCAAGUAUCUCGCUGCAAAACCCUCGACCGAGCCGACUGCCCAUCCACCUUCAGAAGAACUUCCCCCGUGGCCAAACUUCCCGUCUUCCCCUUGGACUCCAGUUCAUCCCCGUCGUCUCCAACCGCGGUCAACGGGCAGAGGGAGGGAGGGAGGUCAGUUCAGCCUUGUCAGCCAAAGCAGCAGCUUUCAGGACCAAGGCCUGGAGCGCCAUCAGGUGGAGGUAGGGGACAGAAGGCCCAGGAUCGGGGGCCAUGCGGUGGGAAGGGCCUGCUGAGUGAGUCGCAGGUGCGGCUGCUGGUUGGUCUUUAUUAUCUGCCCCAUGAGCAUGGUCUCUCUGCCCAGAAACUGCUGCAGGACCUGAACUGGCUCAAAUCAAACUGCCAGAUGGUCAGUGCUCAAGGCAAUAAGGCCCCACCUCAGAAGAUUGACGAGUGGCGCGGCCGGGCUUCCAGGUUCCUGUCCCUGUGUGAAGACAUCGCCCAACUCCACUGCAGCGUGGUGGGUGGGGCCAACAGGGCCGUCCUCUACGACCUUUACCCUUACGUUUGGGACCUGAGAAACACAGCAUUGGUGGCUAAAGCAUUCAUAUGCUGGCUGGACGGACGAGUUUUGAGUGAUGGCUCCUCCCUCGGGACAUGGAAGAACUGUUUUCACUGGUGUGGAAAGUCCACAGGGGCGGACUUACCGGGAGGGGAGUCAGAACCUUGGGCGUUCAAAGGGGGCGUGUCUGGGGAGGUGCAGAUGCUUCUCCCAAUAGGCAGCAGCAGCGAACUCUUCACUCAUCCUCCUCCUCUCUUCCCUACCUCGCGCCUCUAUAACAUCAGGCCCUAUCACAACAAAGACAAGGUGGAGUUGUAUCGGAUGGUGCGACAACUCCACAUUAGGACUCAGAGUAUCCAAGGGUCCUGUCCUGCUCACCCCGAUGUAAUAGGAGACAGGUGUCUCGGGCCGUGCCUGGCGUUGUGCCCAGAGUACAGCUUUAUCUUGGAGGAUGAGCUGGGUGUGUGCGGCUGCGUGCUGGGCAUCCAGGAUGUCCGCUCUUUUGCCAAGCGCUGCCAGGCCAGCUGGCUGCCUGCCAUGAGGGACAAAUACCCACCCAAAGGAGGACAUGAACACCCCAACACACAGGACUUGAUCAAGCUGAUGGAGGAGGACCAGGGAGAGUACCCGGACUCUCUCCUCUAUCACUUCCCCUCUCAGCUGCGCCUGGAUGCCUUGCCUGAGCUGGUGGAUGUCAGUGUCAGCCGCACUCUUCUCAACGCCCUCCUCGCUGCACUAAAGGCUAACGGCUCUCAGGGUGUGUUCUGUGAGGUACAACCAACAGACCGUCAGAGGCUGGAGUUCCUGACAAAACUGGGCUUCUUGGAGAUCCUCAGAGGAGAAGCCAGGAGCAGAGAGGGAGUGGUGCUCGGGAGGCUGCUCUGAAAUGCGCACACACACACACAAUCAAACACACACAAUCAAACACACACACACGGUCAUGAAGAUAUUCACGAUAUGCACUGUAACUGUUUUGGACAUUAGAUACACAUUGGCACUUGCAGACACAGAAAUAUGUUAGGAAAAAAAACUCAGUGAUGGAUAUGUUUUGGAUAAAAGCAGUAACUGUAUCUAUUCGAGUGAGGGCCGAUCCUUUGUUCAUUUGAGUCCACAUUUUAGAUGAAUCAAGAGGUUUCUGAGGCAUUAAGAAUAUAGUAAACACAUUUUAGAGAUUGAACUUUUAGCAGAGCUGUGCUGAUCUUGGUAGGGUUCUAACUUUGGCGACAAAUGGCAAAAAUAUGUCAAGUUAUAAGGAGGUCAAUGACAGAUUAAAAUGAGAUGGGAGUAGUGCAAGCGGGUUAAAUUCAAAUCAUUCGGCUUAAAAUAAAAUAAACAAACAUAUUGGCGAACAGAACUCGAAGGACAGUGAAAUGUCGACUCGAAUGGUAAGGUGGCAAGCGAAAGAAAACUUUCUCCUUUUCGUUUAUGUUAGGUGAUUGCAUGUAGUUGUUUUCCACAGCUUGUCCUCCAAGUGGCAAAAAAAAGAAGAAGACUCAGUUCUUUCCGGUUAUAAAUGCAAUAUUAUUUCGAAUGCACUUUGGGUGUUUGAUCACUUAAAACAUCUGCACCGACACGGUAUGAGAGUGAGCUUUUUAUUCAGGAGGGAUUUACAUUUUGUGGUGCUAUCUCACAUUUGAUUCAAAAAAGGUUUUAAACACUCACUUGAGGGACACAGGGUUGUUUCUUUUAUCUUUUUUUUUUCGGGGGGUGGGGUUGCCUUUAUGUGAUAGGAACAUGGAUAGAGUAGAAAAACAUGGAGUGGGACAUCGUGUCAAGCUAUGCAGGAAAGAAGGAUUAUAGCCUCUGCACACGGGCCGCUACAUAACCGCGAGGCCAUCGGCGCCCUGACAUUGGCUUGUUUAAGUUGCCACUGGGUGUGCAACGACAUCAAAAUCUUCACACACUGAAACUAAAGUGUAAAAAUGACGUUAUGUUUUCAUGAGGGGCUUACCGAGUAUUUCUCGGUCAGACAGAGUGGAUUCAUCGGCAGGCAGUCACCUGAGACAAAUCGUUUUAUUUCAUAUCAAACAAAAUAAAAAGAAAUCAUGUCAACUACUGAGCUUUAGAGGUGCUCCUGUAGGUUGAGGAUUAGUUACCUUUGGAUGGAGCUGGGUUAAGAAUUUCCCCGAAUUGAAGCCUCUGCAGCUCUAAAUUGUACAAACAUAUUCUCAUCUGGUGUUUGGCAAGACGGUUAUUCCCUAGAUGCUUCCACCUUUAAACUGGGAUUAAAUAAAACCCUCAUGUAUAUAACAAGAUUAAGAUGCAACUGUUGAUCUUGUGCUCUGCUCUGGCUACAAAUGAUAAAUCAUGUUUUCUAGCUGUUGUCCUGUGGUUCUGUUAACACCAGACGGGACAGUCUCAGUGUUUACACAGUCGUCGUUUAGAUGAAUGUCUAAAAGCAUGAAGAACUAAACAUCAUGUAGGUUUACAUACUUACAUUUAACAGAAUGCUCAAACAUGGCAAUAUUAAUGAUAAAUACCUUUGGGCGUUAGUGUGUGAUACUAGCUAGAACAUGUUUGGUGAAGAAAUGCCAAACAGCAUUGUACAUUGCAACUAAACUAAGAAUCUGUGCAUGAAAAUAAUCAUGCAGGAUAAAACACACCCAGCCGUGCACAUUCACACAAUGACACACUUACUCACUUCACCAAGAAAACAUACUGUAUGGAUAUAAAAGAUACAUCUCCCUAGUUUCAUUAUUGUAUAAUGUAAACAUCACUAGUGAGUGUGGUCUGCGUCAUUCUGCCUUUAUUAUGUGAACAAUAAUGUACACACACACACACAUACAUACACACAAACACACAAACAGAAGCACAAAACAUCUUCAACUAAAGGAUGUUCGAAUGUUAAUUAUUUUGUCAUGCAGCUUACAAUUCUUUUUCUAUUUAAGCUGAUUGAUCACACACUUUUGUAUAUCUCUUCUCUUUCUAAACCACAUCACUGCUGUGUGGGAGAACGUUCACGAUAAAAGGUUAGAUACCCCCCCCAAAAAAAAAAAAAAAAAAAAAA
Messenger RNA from Labrus bergylta (ballan wrasse), 4542 nucleotides. RefSeq names its product protein O-GlcNAcase. NCBI's taxonomy places the organism in Eukaryota, Metazoa, Chordata, Actinopteri, Labriformes, Labridae. Gene Ontology annotation, molecular function: beta-N-acetylglucosaminidase activity. The record is from RefSeq and is a predicted model, not a curated record. Gene Ontology annotation, biological process: glycoprotein metabolic process.